UAGUUGAAAGUCUCUCCUAAGGCACUCUUCCUCAAUUACCAGCAGGCCUUUUUUUUGGCUACCAGCAUUCUCUUAGGGUGGGAGGUCACCUGUAAUCUCCUCGGGCAGGGUGGAGAGAUGAGUGAACAGUGUAAAAAUCUGGGCCUUUACAAGUCAAGGGCAUUGGUAGUUUGAGUAGGAAAGGGGUUAGAGAUUGCCCUUGAGGAGAUACUUCCAGCGCCAAUAUCUGGUAGAUUUCCAGGAUUCCGGAAUGGAAAACUGAUUUUUCCACUGCCCCUUAGGAUGCUGAAAAAGGAGCCCAGGAGCAAGCUCAAUGUCAGCGCUAGCAGUUCAAGGGAGGCCAUGGCUUCCACUAUGUGUCUAGGAAGGAUUCUUUCAGAAUAUUCCAAGGCUGCCACUGGCAUGGGGGUUACUGUGCUGUUUAUCAGGGUGGGUUUCAGGCUGGCUUGCUCUUGGAAGAUAAACUCUGCUCAAGGUUCUGAAAGAGCUAUGUGUCUAGUUUAGAUGCUUCUCAGUUUAGCUCAGUGAGCAGCUCCGAGCAAUGCUGAGAUGUCAAAGCUGUUUGUUUCCUGGGAAGAGUAUGCUUGCAGACACAACUGUUUGAAUCCUUCCUUUGGACUUCUCAUUUCCUUAGCUAUAAUUGGUGUCAAUGUUGGAAUUGUUUGCUGUACCUAACCAGAAGCACCACUAUGUGACAGUGCUAAGGUUGUGGAUUUGAUGCUGAGGGCUCUGAGAUGUCUGCGGUGACAAGGCAGCCUUUCUUUCAUGUCAGUCACAGAGUGAAAGGGACUCGGAACCAGCAGGCACUGGCCUGCACAUUUCCCAAUAUUCUCUUUCCAGAGCCUCCUCUAUGGAGUUGUCACCUCUCCUAUGGGAUUUGAUGGACUCAUGAAGUGGCCUCUGAGAGCGUGUAAACAGGGAAUAAGAGAUGGCAGGCAGGGCCAUAUGGUUGGAAGUGAAAUAUUUCUGCCCCCAGUCAAUGUCUUAUUGGAAAUCCAAGAUCAGCCUUGUAAAAAACAGACCAAGACAUUUCCCAGCCUUCUCAAAAGAAAUGUAGAUCCACAGACCAGCAUGGCUGCCACUGCCGCUGUCAGUCCCAGUGACUACCUGCAGCCCGCUGCACCCACCACCCAGGACUCCCAGCCGUCUCCCUUAGCCCUGCUUGCCGCAACAUGUAGCAAAAUUGGCCCCCCAGCUGUGGAAGCUGCUGUGACGCCUCCUGCUCCCCCCCAGCCCACACCACGGAAACUCAUCCCAAUCAAACCUGCUCCGCUCCCUCUCAGUCCUGGCAAGAAUAGCUUUGGCAUCUUGUCCUCCAAAGGAAAUAUACUUCAGAUUCAGGGGUCACAGCUGAGCACCUCCUAUCCUGGGGGGCAGCUGGUGUUCGCUAUCCAGAACCCCACCAUGAUCAAUAAAGGGACACGGUCAAAUGCCAAUAUCCAGUACCAGGCAGUCCCUCAGAUUCAGGCAAGCAGUUCCCAGACCAUCCAAGUGCAGCCCAGUCUCACCAACCAGAUCCAGAUCAUCCCUGGCACCCACCAAGCCAUCAUCACCCCCUCACCGUCCAGCCACAAGCCUGUCCCCAUCAAGCCUGCCCCUGCCCAGAAGGCGAGCAUGACCACCACCCCCGGGCAGAGUGGGACCAAUGUGGUGAAGCUGUCAGGUGGGGGCGGCAACGUGACGCUCACUCUGCCAGUCAACAACCUCGUGAACACCGGCGACACCGGGGCCACAGCUCAGCUCCUCACUGAGAGCCCCCCCACCCCACUGUCCAAGACUAACAAGAAAGCAAGGAAGAAGAGCCUUCCUGCCUCCCAGCCCCCCAUGGCCGUGGCGGAGCAGGUGGAGACCGUGCUGAUUGAGACCACCGCAGACAACAUCAUCCAGGCGGGAAACAAUCUGCUAAUUGUUCAGAGUCCCGGCGGGGGCCAGCCAGCUGUGGUCCAGCAGGUCCAGGUUGUGCCCCCAAAGGCCGAGCAGCAGCAGGUGGUGCAGAUCCCCCAGCAGGCCCUGCGGGUGGUACAGGCGGCAUCUGCCACCCUCCCCACCGUCCCCCAGAAGCCCUCCCAGAACUUUCAGAUCCAGGCGACUGAGCCAACACCUACUCAGGUCUACAUCCGCACGCCUUCUGGUGAGGUGCAGACGGUCCUUGUCCAGGACAGCCCGCCAGCCACAGCUGCAGCCACCUCUACCACCACCUGUAGCAGCCCUGCAUCCCGUGCUCCCCACCUGAGCGGAACCAGCAAAAAGCAUGCAGCUGCAAUUCUCCGAAAAGAGCGUCCCCUGCCAAAGAUUGCCCCUGCCGGGAGCAUCAUCAGCCUGAACGCAGCCCAGCUGGCGGCGGCUGCCCAGGCCAUGCAGACCAUCAGCAUCAACGGUGUCCAGGUCCAGGGUGUGCCGGUCACCAUCACCAACACCGGCGGGCAGCAGCAGCUGACGGUGCAGAAUGUUUCUGGAAACAACCUGACCAUCAGUGGGCUGAGCCCCACCCAGAUCCAGCUGCAGAUGGAGCAGGCCCUGGCCGGAGAAACCCAGCCUGGGGAGAAGCGGCGCCGCAUGGCCUGCACAUGCCCCAACUGCAAGGACGGGGAGAAGAGGUCUGGAGAGCAGGGCAAGAAGAAGCACGUGUGCCACAUCCCUGACUGCGGCAAGACUUUCCGGAAGACAUCCUUGCUGCGGGCCCACGUGCGCCUGCACACCGGGGAACGGCCUUUCGUCUGCAACUGGUUCUUCUGUGGAAAGAGGUUCACACGGAGUGACGAACUCCAGCGGCACGCUCGCACCCACACAGGGGACAAACGCUUUGAGUGUGCCCAGUGCCAGAAGCGCUUCAUGAGGAGUGACCACCUCACCAAGCAUUACAAGACCCACCUGGUCACGAAGAACUUGUAAGGCCAACAGGCGGGAGACCCGAAGAUGCAGCCCCUCACCCCCAGUCCAUGUCCUGCGUGGGCCCCUGGUGGCAAGGAGGCCCAGGCCACCCCAGGCCUGCCCUCAGCCCUCCCUCCUGUCCUGCAACUGUGUCCCCAUGGGAGAGGGGGCUGCCAACCCGGACUCCCCUCCUUCUGGAGCCCUGUGGCUCCGUCCCGGCCCUUUCUCUCUCACCACAAGCUCCCGGCCUGCCCAGCCCAUGGACUCCGGCCAUGCCCCAUGAGACGUUCUAAAUCAGGACGAGUGGGAACCCUUAUUUCCAAAGGAAAAACAUGCAUUUCACUCCGUGGAGGAGCAAAGUGAGCCCUGCCCCCACCGCCGCAGCGCCCGUGCCAUGCCCCCCUCCCCGCUCCUCACUGGCGUCCGCUCUGGAGGGGCUCGGGGAUGCUCCACUCCACCCCGACCCGGCCACAACCCUCCUCCGGCACAUUCCAGCUUUCUAUUUAAAGGUAAAGACCCCCUGGACUCCUCCUGAUUCCCCUCUUUUUCUAUGGAGAACGUUGCCUUAUACUCUCUACUUCAGAUGAUGAACACUGUGUAUUGUGUGUGCUUUAAAGUUUAUUUAAUUGCUCCCGUCUUCCUUUCCUUGUUACUCACCUACCCCACGCCUGCUUUCAGUUUAGGGUUUUGGGGGGCAAUGAUGAGCAUAGAAAUUUUUUUCUCACUCUAGCAAUUCUCAUUUCUAAAUGACCCAGCAUUUCAACUCAAAUCUGGAUCCAGAUUAAAACAGCUUCACACACCAAACCUUGUCCCUCUCCACCACAUCUCCCCCAGCCCCUGACCCGGCCCGAGCUCCACCUGUGUACAGUGUAUAUUGUAUAAUAGACAAUUGUGUCUACUACAUGUUUAAAAAAACAUAUUGCUUGUUAUUUUUGAGGCUUUUAAAUUAAACAAAAAUCCAACUUUAUUUUUAGUUGUAACUGCUUGAGGUAUGUUUUAUGAAUUAAGUGACAGAUUUGUUAUCCUUUAUUAACGAUGUACUUUGUUGGUCAGCGCUGAGCUGACAAAAAUUUUUCUUGCUAAUAAAUUUAGUUGCCUGAGGCAAAAUCUGCAACUUGGC
Molecule: messenger RNA, 3991 nt
Organism: Choloepus didactylus (southern two-toed sloth)
Lineage: Eukaryota; Metazoa; Chordata; Mammalia; Pilosa; Megalonychidae
Gene: SP2
Product: Sp2 transcription factor
Exons: 7
Coding region: 871-2892 (673 amino acids)
Biological process (GO): regulation of transcription by RNA polymerase II
Molecular function (GO): RNA polymerase II cis-regulatory region sequence-specific DNA binding; DNA-binding transcription factor activity, RNA polymerase II-specific
Source: RefSeq, a predicted model, not a curated record